AUGACGACGAAUUCUCGGCUGAGACAAAAUGCAGCCACUAUAUUUGAUGUUUUUUGUGAAGUCGCUAAUGUCGAUUCGGAGCCGGUGAUGCUUCAGAAAUAUCCAGAAGACUUUUGCGAUGAGCCCACAUUGAAAUCGAUCCUCCAAUUUGCGUUUCCCUUUCGCACAAAUGAAGAUUCCGGUGAAGCAGUGCAAUUAUUUUCCUUUGUUCUCACCGAUGCCCAAUCGCUUUAUACGUUUGGCUUCUGUCGCUCGAUGCCGAAAACAAAUAGCUGCAUUGUGAUUCUCAGCGGUUUCCCGUGGGAUGGCUUUUUCUACAAAUUGCUCAAUCACAUUUCAGUGGUCAUGCUCAGUGGAAAGCAAUCCGAUCUUGAGGGAAUUCUAACGAAAGCCUAUCACACAGAUAUCCCCACAGCUGGCGAACAACUACGAGUCAGCACAUUCGAGAACACUUAUCUGCUGGAGUUGACCGUACCUGACAUUUCCUCCUUACCAACAUUGCGAGAUGACAAGUACAUGCUCGAAUUCUACAAUGCAAUAACCCCAGCACAAAUGAUUGCUCUGUAUUCAAGUUUGCUUAAAGAAAGACGCAUCAUCUUCACUGGCCGAAAGUUAUCUCAAUUGAGUAGUUGUGUGCAAGCAGCAAGCACAAUUCUUUAUCCGAUGUUUUGGCAAUACUUGUACAUUCCUGUUCUACCAGAAACCCUUGUCGAUAUGCUGCAAGCGCCGAUGCCUUUUCUCAUUGGAGUUCCUAAACAAGUUGUGGAUACAGAUAAAGUACGUGAUCUUGGCGAUGUAAUGGUGAUUGAUCUCGAGCAUCGAACGUUGAAGGGAACUCAUGAUGAUACGAUUCAUCUGCCAGCAAAUGUCCUACAACAACUAAAGAAUGAUCUGAAGAGUGGACCAGGAAUGGGUGACGGCUUAUCUCGAGCUUUUCUCAAAGCAAAUGUGAAUUUGUUUGGAGGAUAUCGACUUGGAUUCACGAGAAAAGAGGAAACCGGGGUGAUCACGUGGGAUAAAGCAAAAUUCGUUGCCGAACAGCGACCAAGUCUGCAAAACUUUCUCAGUUCUUUAGUUGCUGAAGAUGGGGUUCAGUAUUUGGAAAGAUUUAUUGAAGAACGAAUCAAAGCUUUAAAUCUUGGAGUACCAAUAAAUGAUGCAUUUGAAAAGGCGGCCAAUUCACUGGAGAUCAAGUUGAGAGCACAGACUAAAGACAGCGCUGCUGAUGUACUCGGUGCAAUCAAAGAUAAAAUGAGUGCGAUUCAGAUCAAAGACAAAAUUGGAAAGCUCAAUCCGAGAGAGCUGGGAAAAAGCGCUACCCGAAAAGUUCAACUCCGAAAAAGUGGCCAUGAAAAGUUGAAUGGGAAAAUGCCACUAUCAUUUGAUAACAUUCAAUGGACUGAAGAACAGGUUAGCAAUGAUUCAUCACGGAGUGUUUCACCGGCUGAGAAAGCGGAUGAGACAGGAAAUAUUGAUUUGAUUGAUUGGACAUCUGAUGUUAUGGAUCCUUUGGAAGAAUUUGAUCCUUCUACAUCAUAUGCCGGUCAUACUCCACCACCAAUACCCUCCUCAUCCAAUCCCCUCGAUACCCCAAUUGCCGCUCCUCGUCGAUCAAUCCCAACCUCGGUCCAACCAUUGGCUCCCGCGAAACCACCAAGUCAAGACAACUAUCGCCCGCCGAUUCCAUUCAAAGGACCAGUCGGUCAAGCAGCAACCAUGACAAUGAAUUACAAUCCGUUCAAAACACAAGUAACUGAUUCAUUCCCGAAAAAGUUUCCACCAUCAAAGCCAAUUGCGAAGACAAAUCCUGGAAGUCAUAGCAGCUGGGAGAAAUUCGAU
Mesorhabditis belari is the source of this 1839-nucleotide messenger RNA. The record is from the annotation of a GenBank genome assembly. Lineage: Eukaryota; Metazoa; Nematoda; Chromadorea; Rhabditida; Rhabditidae.